Messenger RNA from Diospyros lotus (date-plum), 1522 nucleotides. RefSeq lists its product as uncharacterized. Lineage: Eukaryota; Viridiplantae; Streptophyta; Magnoliopsida; Ericales; Ebenaceae. The record is from RefSeq and is a predicted model, not a curated record. Bases 79 to 888 code for a protein of 269 amino acids. The transcript is spliced from 5 exons. Gene Ontology annotation, molecular function: auxin binding.
CUUAUCCAUGGCCUCUGUCUUGUUCUCCCCUGAAUCUGCAAUGAGACUGAGAACCUCAAAUCUCGCUGGAAAACAAUCAUGAACGCCUUAGCCUCAACGUCUCUCUGCAAUUUAAAGCUUCCCUCGACCUCUCUAGUUCUCAAGAACGCCUCGUUGCCGACCCAGUUUCGCUGCAAACCGUUCAAGAUUUGUGCUAAUUCAAACGAACUUGUAAAUACCAAGACUGUUCAAGAACCCGAACAAUCGGAUGCAGCGGCCAAAAUAGAUGGAGAAGAAGAAAAUCAAGAAACUCAACCUGACGGCAAUGUUUCUGCUGCGAAAUCAUCAACUGCUCUUGGAGUCGACAAAGACCUCAAAAAGGUCGUUCAAAAGACAGCUGCAACUUUUGCACCAAGGGCUUCAACUGCUACCAAAAACCCUGCUGUCCCUGGAACUGCUUUAUAUUCUGUUUUUGAAAUCCAAGGCUAUGUCUCAAUGUUACUUGGUGGAGCUCUCUCUUUCAAUCUUAUAUUCCCAUCAAAUGAACCAGAUAUUUGGAGACUAAUGGGAAUGUGGUCAAUCUGGAUGUUCACAGUGCCCUUGGUGAGGAAUAUCAGUGAGCUUCCGCAGGAUAAUUAUGGGCGGCCUGGUUUGUCUCACAUCACCAUUGCUGGAUCAGUCCUGCAUGGGAUGAAAGAGGUUGAGGUAUGGCUUCAAACAUUUGCUCCAGGAUCACACACGCCUAUCCACAGGCACUCCUGUGAAGAAGUUUUCAUUGUCUUAAAGGGGAGUGGCACUCUCUAUCUUGCCUCAAAUUCACAUCUGAAAUAUCCAGGAGAGCCACAAGCAUUUCCCAUCUCCACAAAUAGCACAUUCCAUAUCCCUGUUAAUGAUGCUCACCAGAAUUAAGAGGUGGAUGGAGGUGGAAGAACUCUUCAUCGAUGGAUUUAGAAUAAGAACCCAAUUGUGAGCUACAUCAUAUUGCUUGUAUUGAGUCAAAUGGUAGGUAUUUCCAAGGGUUUCUGGCCCUGGGGGUGGGAAGAAAGGAUACAGCUGGUGGCUGAAGCUAACCUUAUUCAAGGCAACAACAUAUAUAAUUAUUAGGAAGCUUCUGCUUAGGGUUACAGCUGAGCCUAAUUGAGCCAAGUAGUUGGUUAUUUAAGUGUCUUGACUCUUUAUAACUAAAUUAAUCCUGGAACGCGUCUACCCUCGUUUUGUUUUAUCUUUGAGUUGAUCACAAAUGAAUUUCAAUCUAGAUUAACUUGAGUAGACUGGGUUAUUUUAUAUGGUGCUGACUUUGGAAGUAUUGAGUUAAACAGAAGUUGAGCUCAAGUAACUUUGUUUCUCUUUUUGCACUACUUGUAGUACUGUGUUGAUGGUGAUGAAGAACCACAAAGAAUGAGAGGGGGGAGAAAAGAAGAAUAGUAAGCAUUAAAAGAAUAAUAGAUGAUAACCGAAAAGAACUUUAUCAAAACGGACCUAUAUCCAUUGAAUAACAUAACCUGGUAUUCUGUCAAACAAUAAAGGUUAAUAUUUAGGUUGA